GAGCUGAACUCGUAUUCAGAGAUGGAGGAAAUCAAGUCUCAUGUUGCUCCUCAGAAAAUGCGUAUAGUAUAUAGUAAUAGUAAUAGUAAUAGUAAUAGUAAUAGUAAUCUCAUUGGCCCACUAGAUAAGGAUGGGACAAACGCUCUAGUGUAUGCGAAACGAGCAUUGCGUUUUGUCCGAGAAGUUCGUGAAAGAGUGCUCGUUACAUCAAAAGAGAUGGCGAUGAUCUGUCAAAUCGACAUUGUGUCGGUGUUCAGUCUCCCGCUCCUGUUCUCAACUAUACUAUGGCUUUCGUUACUAUACUAUGGCUUUCGUUGGGUAGAGCACGGGAGAAUAAAGUCUAUAGUGUAUGCGUUACUGUACUGGGAAGCUAGCAUUUUUGCUUGUCAUGGAAUCAAGUCUAUUUGUUCGAAUGUUCUUUUUUUCGUUUCGUUGGAAAAACCAACGCCGACGUCAAGAAUGGAUCAGUCUAGUCUCCUUUCUCUUUUGGGAGCAGAGCUGAAAAAGAUGGAAUUGUCAAGUACGAUGAUAUUUUUAUUAACGGAUAGAAAAAUGCUAUUAUCAAGUAGUAAACCCAUUAUGAUUGCAACUCGUGGGAUGCCUGGAAUCCCACUAAAUCGAGAAUCGGAAUCGGUGGAGGAUGUGCAUAGGGUACUCCGAGCCCUCCCCUUAUUUAGAGAAAUGGAAGGUAUCUUGCGUGAGAGGAACCUGAAUCUCCCGUCAGUACAGGAAAUAAGCGCUUUCCGUGUGAAUCUAUUCUCUGGUAUCCGGCGUGAGAGUGCGAUUGCGGACUACGACGCUUUUUGGCGCUCCUUACUCGAGGAGAUUCACACACCUCAGGGACGUAGUUGUUUUGGUCAGAGAAUACAAGAUCUGCACGCCCGAAUGUCUGCCGAGGGCAACUGGGACUACUUGAUUGCCCAACAAGGCAGAGGGUAUUUUGGUAACCUACCUAAUCUCAACAGCCCGUUGGAUCAAUAUCAAUUUGGAAUUCACCCAAUUCUGGAUCUGAAUAUUGGUGAGUACUAUGUCUCAUUCACAAAUCUAUCCUUGUCUAUGCUACUCACUCUCGGUUUGGUCCUACUUCUGGUGCUGCCAAUGAUUCUUCGUUCAUUAGAAUGUCGAUUCCUCACAAUCGCUCUUUGUGAUGCUGCGGAACCAUGGCAAUUAGGAUCUCAAGACGCAGCAACACCUAUGAUGCAAGGAAUCAUUGACUUACAUCACGAUAUCUUUUUCUUCCUCAUUCUGAUUUUGGUUUUCGUAUCACGGAUGUUGGUUCGCGCUUUAUGGCAUUUCAACGAGCAAACUAAUCCAAUCCCGCAAAGGAUUGUUCAUGGAACUACUAUCGAAAUUAUUCGGACCAUUUUUCCUAGUGUCAUUCCAUUGUUCAUUGCUAUACCAUCGUUUGCUCUGUUAUACUCAAUGGACGGGGUAUUAGUAGAUCCAGCCAUUACUAUCAAAGCUAUUGGACAUCAAUGGUAUCGGACUUAUGAGUAUUCGGACUAUAACAGUUCCGAUGAACAGUCACUCACUUUUGACAGUUAUACGAUUCCAGAAGAUGAUCCAGAAUUGGGUCAAUCACGUUUAUUAGAAGUUGACAAUAGAGUGGUUGUACCAGCCAAAACUCAUCUACGUAUGAUUGUAACACCCGCUGAUGUACCUCAUAGUUGGGCUGUACCUUCCUCAGGUGUCAAAUGUGAUGCUGUACCUGGUCGUUCAAAUCUUACCUCCAUCUCGGUACAACGAGAAGGAGUUUACUAUGGUCAGUGCAGUGAGAUUUGUGGAACUAAUCAUGCCUUUACGCCUAUCGUCGUAGAAGCAGUGACUUUGAAAGAUUAUGCGGAUUGGGUAUCCAAUCAAUUAAUCCUCCAAACCAACUAAACCGGGGAAGCUGAAGCGGAAAUGCAAUUCUCGGGUGAGGGAAGGCUUCGCUCGCUCGCUCAAAAAGCUCUAACGCUCGUUUACGAGUGGAGUGCAUAAGCCCUUAUUGAAGUAGGGCGAGGCCUUACUACACGAGCUCGUAAGUAAAGCACGGAACGAGCCUUGUCUACGAAGCUUCGCUUCAUCAUCUUGCUUGCUUCUGCCGAAGCUUAACGCACUAUAACAUAGGCAUGCAUGAUGGUAUGGUAGGAAGACUCCUUUUAAGGCCGACCACUACAUAGGAGCGAUAGGAAGCCAAGCCGUCAAAAGGAAAGGCGAGCAGCCCUUAUUGCAAUAGCAAACGGCCUACUUAUAGCCCUAUUUAUACCCUUUAUCGGGGACGGGCCUUACAAGCUCAAUAAAUUGCAAUUCUUCACCUUUUCCUCAGACAGUGGGAAUGAAUUUUCUUACUUGAUUGACAUUGACAGAUAUGUGUACCACACCGAACAAGCAAUAUGUCAUAUGCUUGAUGUACCAGCCAAGCCAGCUCUUUUUUUCUCCGUUCCCUUAUCCUUAGCGCUAAAGUCAAAAUAAAAUGCAAGAGAGUUUGUAUUUGCAAAUGAAAAUGAAUAUGGAUCUAAAAAAAAUUAUAUAAUCAAUCAAUAAAUAAUAAUUGGAAUAAUAUAAAAAAUAUCCUUCGCGUAUUCGUUUAGAAUCUUGUUGACCCUACUCGCUUACUCCUAUUUUCCUGCUUUCUUUUUCGACAGAAUUCAUUCUAUUCUAACUUUCUUGAAAGAAUGGGGUUCUGGGCUCACCCUCUCUUCCUUUUUGAGAAAGAUGGGCUGCCCUGGGAGUCUCGCCUUGGUGAUUCUUUCUCUCUUGGGGGUCUUCUUCGGUAGCGAAUCCGCUCUCAUAAAUUGGAUGAAUUCUUCUGGGUCGGCUUCGGGAUCCGCCUCUGAGAGUUGGCAAAAGUACCUCAACUUAUCGGAGUCGGAGGAAAAUGCCGCGUCCGAACCAUCCACAAGCCACACCCCGCCGAACCCUGAACCUGAAGCACCAUCCAUUUCGUUCUUGCGAGAACGAAUCAAAAAUGUUAUUCGCUCAUGCCAGCGUAUACGAAAAUAAAAAAUCCUAAAAAGGAUUAACGAAGAUCUUCACCUUGAAACGGCGAGCGCCGAGAAGCGGGUAAAAAUCGCCCAGGUCCUCGAUAACAUGAACUGGAAAAGGGUUUUCUUUUAUACCUAUACGGGGGAACCUAAGAUAAAGCCCAUAUCGACUUAACGGUCCACGAUUGGGAUCGCGCACGAAAAGGCUAAACACAGCCUUUUUCUUGUCCUCGGGACAGCGGGCUAGUCCCGUGCCUGUUUUUUUGAGUUGGGGUACACAAUCUUCCUUGUGACUGCCAAACCAGAUUUCCGUUUUUAGGGAGAAGGUGUAGUCUUUUUGAACGGUGGUAUCGUCAAGAAGAACGAGGCCCGCCCCAUUUCUGGGGCGGGGGGAAGGAGAAGUGGGACUGUGGGUCUCCUUUCAUUUCAUACAACCUGAUGGAUUCGAUGCUUCUUUUUGGCUACCUUUUAUAUGACUCUGACUAUUGCUGUUAAUAGAUACCUGCUUGCUUCUUGCUUACUGGCAACCUUUAUAAGAUCUCCACCUUCAAGCUUGAGUACAAGCAGCUCUUUAAAAAAGGGGAAUUCCGGUCCCUCCCUAUCCUUCAUGUGCUCUUUCAAGAUCACCCUCGACAGCGCAGUUAGGUCUUAGAGAAGGAACUGAUUUACCUAAGUCUAAGUAAGUAGCCAACUUCCGAUAAUCAUUCCUAGCUUUGCGCUAGAUUCAGUAUGGUGAUACACAUUUUAGAAAUAACAAGGGAUAAUAGCUCUUCUUAAGAGAAUGGCUGCUUUGGGGGAGUUCUCUUUCCCUCUAACCUCUAACUCGAAAUUGAAUAAGAGAAGACAAAGCUACGCAUUCACUCGUAGCACUCGUUAGGCCCCCCAUGAAUAUGCAUGGAGCCAUGCGCAUGAUUCCAAGAGCGAGGCGAAACUAAAUAAGAAUAACCAGUAAUGUCACGAAUGAAUGAAGCAAGCACUUUUAGAUGGUAUCGAUCAGAGCCAAUCCACCCUGUUCUUUCCUGAUUAUCGUCACUUAAAUGAAAUCCCACUAGCUGAAAUAGAAUCCGUCAAGUAAGAGAUAAGCCAGAGAUCCAGAUCAUUAGAAUACGUUACCGGUCCAAGAUGGGCCUCAUCGCGAAAAAGAGUAUGUUAUUCCUAUCACUAGGAGUAGUAGCGCUAGCGGCGCAGAAGGAGAAAGUAGCUAAGCGCUAAGAAGCUAUCUAGAGAGUUUCCAGCUGAGGUUUCCUAUUGGUAUCGGCGGAGAACGGAUCUGAGAACAGCUUCUGAUUUUGUUUUGCAAUCAAGUGCAGGAUGAAAUGGAAGAUAAUCAAUGGAAUCCAAGUAUCUUUGCCUUCCUUCUUCGCUUAUUAUCUUUGGCCAAUGUCCCAAGAAUAGGUUGAGAGAGAAUAUCCCCUAGCUUGACUUCCAACUCUUCACAGAGCAGUCGAUUCGGUCAUCACAUGUUACUGGUUGGAUGACGAUCGGAAAACUCUUAGUAGGUUGGGAUCAAGAAGAAGGAUUGGUGCCGGACAAGAGAUAAGAAUAGAGAGAGAGUGUAAUCAAAGCAAGGGAUAACGGUCAAGUGCACAUUUCAUUCAUGUCAAGGCUAUCUGAAAAGCAAGGGAAAUCAUGAUUCAUUGGAUUGGCAAAUCAGACAGAUUUAAGAGCUAUACUUGGCUAAAGCAUAAGACAAUACUGCGGUGAAAGCCUUAAGCCAGGAAAAUAAAAAAAUGUUAAUGAAUUAUUGACCCUAGUCUAAAGGUACCAGUAUCUUUCCCAAGCACCAACUCGCUUUCGAUUUUUUAUGUGGGCUCCCUUUUCCUUGUGUUAAAAGUGCCAACUUCUUAGUUUUCGUACUUGAAUUCGGAAUUGGCAAAACUUGAUCCUAUUUGACCUACUGUAUAGAUAGCCCUAUUUAAUAAGUUGCUCCUAUUUUGGUAUUUCGUGCAUCCGUUUCCACCAUCCAUUUCUGCCUCCUGGCAGAAAUGCAGGGAAUGUGUAUCGUUCUAGUCUCUUCGAAUCAAUCAAUAUGACUAUCGGAAGAAGAAUAACUACCUUCUCGAAUCGAAAUCAAGACUCUUCUCUUGCGGGAAGCGUAAGUAGUGGAAUGAGGCUGGAACCCAUCAAUAUCGCUAAACCUGGAGAGUUGCUUGUGUUGGGUUCAAAGUUUCGCUCUACCAAGGCAAGGCAAGAUAUAAUAUAAUACGCAUCCAGCUUUAGCUGAAUAUAGUGAGUGUUAAGCAAAGUACAGUACGCCUUUAGUUAAGAUUUAUCCCAGUUUAGUUCCUUUUUAGUUUAGUUAAGCCAUUUAGUUUAGUUACGUGAAGUCGGCCCUCGAGUCUUAGUAGAGUAGCCUAAAGCAGUGGAAACUUGCCAUGCAUUCUACUCAAUAGGGAAGUUAAGUUAUAGAAGUCUUUCUUCCUCUUCUGGUGAAGCUAGCUACUGUCGUUUCUAUUGGUUUCUCAAGAGGCUCAAGGUCUUGCUCUACCUAAUCCGAUCUAGUUCCGGUCUGUAAUGAUGGAUAGGAAGGGUUGAGAGAACUACGUAUCUCGCCUAGCAUUUGUGUGUGCGCACCUGCUUUUGGGCGGUUAGCGAAACGAAAGUAAAGACAGCUAUGUGUGAUGAAGUAAGCCCUACGAUGCUCGGUUAAGUAAAGACUGCUGUUAUCUCAUACAAAACAAGGACUCGGGAGAAGAACUAGUUAUCCCCAGAGGGGGAACUAUGAUUCUCUCAGAUGUGUCUAUCGAUAUAGAUCAAGUUGAGUGUUCAGCGAAGUAUGCUAGCCAUUGGCCUUACGUUCAGGAUACUCCUUCCUGUCCUUGCGAUGUUUGGUUAAGUGUUAUCAAUCAGCUUUCCUCUUCUUCCAGCAUUCUUCUAAUCAUUGGUUUGCCUCUAACGAUGGUUGAAUAGCUCCUGUUGUUUGUCUCCACCUUCCUUCUCCCUGUAAGUUGUCCUCAUACUCCCAGUUCUUUCUCUUCUUUCUUUUCUUCCUCUACGACUUUACUAUACUAUAUUAUUCUUGAAUAAGCUAGUGAUUAUCUGAGGCUUACAGUAUGGUAUACCGAGGGCUAACUCCACUACUUCAGAUUGUUGAAUCGAAUAUACCUUCUAUAUACCUAGCUUAGAGUAUUUGAACCUGUUACGUCGAUUGCUGAACCACUUUGACGCGUUGGCUUUGGCUCUGGCUUUUCCUAUAUCUGAAUGUUUCGGAAGAGUCCGUGGCUAUCCUGCGCGAAAGAGGAAGAACUCAACUCUUUGCAAAAAAAGGAGCAUCGCUCUAAUCACUUAUGGUUGUUCCUUUCCAGGAUGGAUGGCUACUGCAUAUUAUCAUAUAGAAAUCAAAUGAAAACCCUACUGAAUUAGGCAAGCGAUUAUUCGCAUCGUUGCUUAGGUGCUCUAACAAGCCGCAAUUGGUUAGAGAUUGGAUCAAGUUCCAGGCUUUUUAAAAAGUGCCUUCCAGCUUACUUAAUUGACUCGCAUGGGCUUUCUCGCUAUAAACGAACUAAACGAAGCGCCUAAAGAGAGAGAUCCGCGGGACACCAGUCAAUAAAGUAAAAAGAGAGUAUUCUCUUAUGUAGUCUUAUUCCUUCCCACCCCCUUGUGGGUGCUGCUCAAGCAGCUCAGGAGGCGCCAACCCCACAACCACAGGUAGAAGGAGUUCCAGGUGCGGCGUCCAGAUCAGGGACUAGUGGCCCGUCCUGUUCGGAUGUAAAGGAAAGAUGAAAAACUUUUCUCAAACAGUGGGGAAAGGGCCCCAUACGUCAAAGCCAGAUAAAGAAUCUCCAACAAGAUUCGAAAUUGGAUCGUUCAAGUCCAAAGGAUAGAGAAGAAAUCCUCAUGGUCACCAGAAGAUUUUUCAUCGAGACAAAACGCUGCUAACGCUGUAGUAUUGGAAUAUUGGGACUACUAUACUACUGCGAGCGGGAAAAAAAGAAAAACCUUCUGUCGACUAGAGUUUGAUGUCGAUUUAUCCACACUUCCAUGACUUCUAGAGGAAAGCUAACUGCUUGCUGGCUGGGAGCUGUAUGAGCGGUAACGUCCACGUACGGCUCCGUGAGAAGGUGGACGGAAAUUUGUUGUACCUCACUCCCGUCUUCAAUGGGGUCUGCUCUUUUUUUUUUGGGAGAGUAUGCCAAUAUGAUCUUAAUGAGGUGCGGGGCUUUGCAUCUGACAUUCGUUGGGCUUUCCUCUGCGUCCCGGCCUUUUUGUGCAAUAAACCCCUCCGGCCGAAGACUAGUGAUAGGUGGUCCCGCGGAGCUUUCGGAGAAGGGUAGCCUAGUGUGUAAGCACAGCAAUGAACCGCGGCGAACCCUCAGACGACCCUUCUAAGAUAAGGGGGGAGACCCUCAGUAGUGGUGACCCUUUGACUCUUCCACUGACUUAUAUAUGUACCGAAUGCUCAUACGGGAAAGUGAACUCCUGGGUCUGGGGGUUGCUCCGAGAAAAAAUCCUUUCUUUCUCGUCCACUCCAGGGGGUGCGGACACACCUGCGCGGAUUACAGGUGACGGUUACAAGAAUGGCGGGGAAGUGAAGAGUACCCGACGACAUUCAGGGAUGAAUGUAGACCCAUCGGGCAGGGAUAAUCAUUCCGGUCCUGGGAGAGGUGGCGACACCAGUCUGAGCUGAGGGAAGCCAGCCAAUUGAGUCACUGAAACGACCGCAGGAGGCGCACCCUAAGCCCAGCUUCUCGGAGCUGCUAUUGCGAAAUACGGCUUCCUUAAUAUACAAAUUUCCACAAGGGGGCUGGGCUGCUCGCCUUCAUAGAAAGGCGACCGGGCCUAGAUUAGAUGUUCGCCUUUUUAUAGAAUAGAAAGAGAAGGUAAAGGGGGGCUUUAUUGGUAAUGGCUGAGGUCCAUGAAAGAAUCGCUGGAGCACAUCAAGCGGGCAGAAGAAUGAGAUGGCUGAUACACAGAUAUGGGUUUUAUUGGCCAAACAUGGAAAAAGAUUGCAAUAAAUACGCCCGAGGAUGUCCAAAGAUACAGACCGAUUAAAAACCUGUAAGCGGAAGAAUUACAUGAAAUCAUUAAACCUUGGCCAUUCCGAGGUUGGGCAAUUGAAACAAUUGGAAAAAUAUAUCCUCCUUCCAGCACCUUUUAACAAUCUUCUUCUGUGUUGAAGCGUAAUAGGAAGAAGCCAAAACAUUCUUUCAAGAAUCUCCAAAUCCCCCAUCCACAUAACCCCUUAUUUUCUCUCCAAUGGUAGAUUCGAAGAAAUUCGCAUGCUCAUAUCGUGCUCUCAUCCCAACCCCAAGAAAAUAGAACUCAAAGAGGAGCCAUAUGCUUCAUAUAUUGAUGGUUUCUUGGAGGGAUGGAUCCUAAUGCAAGCAAGCCGGAACUCUUCCACAUAAUUUUCAAGGCGACGCUUGGGGCCUUCCAUGUUAUAGUCAGCCAACUCUAUUUUCUCAGGUACCUGAGAAAGAGUAAGAACACCUGCGUUCCAGUAUACCAUCCUUCCAUGCAGUAGUAAUCCCCCCCUCUAAAAAAGUAAGUUGAGAUUCAAAGCAUUCCCGUAAGCUAGUAAGUCAAUCAAAGCUAUAACUCUAUUUGUUAGUUUCAGGAAACUGGUACAUAUUUAUAAUAAUAAUAAUAUAUAUUAUAUCUUUAUAUUAUUAUUAUUUGGUAUUUACCAAUUUUAGACUAAGCAUAAAUUCAUUUUGAAAGAAAAGGCAAAUCCCCAGAAAUAAAGGAUUUUUACUACGUUACCCUCAACUCAAAAAGUACUCCGGCAGCGUGAGUGAGUACAGGCUCAUAUUCCUAUUUAUUUUCUGACAAGGGAGGGAUGCGUAGGAUUUCUUACAAGAGAGAUCGAAGAUAGGGAGGUACUCAAUAUAAUGUGUACUCUUUCAACUGAAGAUGACGAUUGAACUUUGGUACCGCAGCAAAUGAUCAAAUGGACCGUGGGUACUAAACUAAACUAAGAGUAGUAACAACUAUUCCUUCGCAACUUCGCCCUUCGCACUUACCUUUCGUCCGGUACGUUGUUCAAAUGUUUUUCUGGGAUUAUGUUGGUGAUCUUGAAGGGUUGUGGGAGUAUGCAUGGGGGCAGUCUGUUGGUGACAACCUGUUGAACUCAGUUUAUGCUAUGGGUAAGUGUGUGCAAGACUUUAUGGCGGAUGAGAAGAUUCACAAGCCUACGCUGCUUGGGCCGCAUUUUGCUUUGCUGGUAAGAAAAUGCAGUAAGUUUGUUUUUUUCCGUCCUGUAUUGUUGGUGGGUGAUUACAGUAUGGCUUUAACUACUAAUGUUUGCAAUCAAAAGGUUUGGCUGUAUGAGCAUACUCAAGUGGUAAGUCUACGACUUGGUUGGUAUCUGUUUCCUCGAUUUAGAAACAGGAAGCUUGAGAACCAGGAGUGAGUUCGUCCCAAGGGUGGGUUCGUGAGAUGGAUAAUGAUAGGUUUAUCAUGCAGCCUUUGUAUACGCUGCUGACAGACAGACGAAGAAGCUUUUUUGAUGUAUAGCAACGUGCGUGAGCCGUGCUAAGCAAUCAUAUUAAUAUCCUUCGCUACUUAUUUUGGAUGCUGGUGGCUUGGCUUAUUAACUGCUCUAAACCUUGCAAUGAUCAUGGAGGGCGCGUUUGCACUCGUAUAUUUUAUCGGGUCUGGCACUCGUAUAUUUGCAUAUUCCCGUUCUCGUCCUAUAGCCUAUAGCGGAUCACCUUACCUCAAAUAAGAAAGAACUAACUGGCUAACCCUCGCACUCCAAUAGCCUGCCUCCAAAGCAAGAAACCCAUCUAUAAGUCUAUAAGAGAGCCCUGGCACUAUAGACCCGCAAAAGGGUUGAUCGAUCAACAUGCCAAGAAACUAGAUCUGCUGUUCCACACUUUGUCUUUUAUUUGACGUAUUCGACCUGGCGCCCCAAACAGAAGGCAGAUACUGGCAGAUCUACUCCUUUCCUAUACUAUACUAUACCGCCCCGAUACCCAGUUUCCUUGGGUAAGAACAGAGAUGAAGUCCGUCCCUUAGCCUAGUCUAUAUCCACUAAUGUUGUUGUUUUAUAGAGGAAGACUGUCUUCUCGGGGAAGACAGGCUUUCGAGGACAAAAGGAAAGAUACAUGAAAAAAUCCCAACUUAAAGUAGUGGAAUUGCCAAGCCUAUCGGGUAAGCGAACUGUCUAAGACUGGCGAAGGGAAAGGACUGGUAGGAAACCCAAACUCGGAUAGUUGGGGAAAGGAAUGCAAGUAUGCCAAUGAUAAAGAGUAACCAUCACGCACUUUUCCAGUAGGAAUACAGGCAUUUCGACCUAUCUUUUUUUACUUUGUUAGGGACUCAUUCUUUCUAGCGUACAGUGGCACUUGUCACCAGCUCUGCAACUCGUACAGCUAUUUCUUCCUCCUUUUAACCUACAACAGCGCUAUACCUACUAUUCUCUGGCCUUAUCUUUCAAGAAUGUGCUUGCGCCAGUUGAUCUUUCGGGUAUGAAGCCUAGACAAGUAGAAGGGGAGAGAGUAGCGAGUUGACGAGCGAGUGCUCUGCUCUAUCAUUUAUUACAAGAAAAGUCAAGCUUGAAAACUGCUUCUUCUCAACCAGGAUACGAGCCAAUCCCUAGCCUAGAAGCGAGGAGAGAGGGUAUUUCAAAUUCACAAAGCCAAACUGACAAGCGAGAGCCGGUGAGUAAGGUGGAGGCAGAAAGGAAGUUGUAUGAAUCUCUUUUUCCCGGAAAAGUAUACUUGUGAGGAAAUCAAAACCAAGAGGGCGGCAUCGCUUCGCGCCUUGUUUUUCUGGUAAGGAAAGUCCUAUCCUAGCAAUAAGUGAUGAAAGUAGUACCCAAGCCAUUCGUUGGUCUUUGACCCCUGUAAUAAUGGUUGUCCCGAGCUGUAUGAAAAAAAUCGCUAUCCUUCCGCCAACCUAAAUGAAUGGAAAACUUACUAUCUCUAUCUAUAUCUCUUUAUUCAAGUACCGAUCUUAUUUCCCGGCUCCAAAGAGCAUAUUUUAAUAUUCAAAAUAGAAGAGAGAGAAAACAAAAAAAAACAGGAAUUGCGCUAUCGAGUUCACUGCUUUAGAGAGGGUGCGCAGGGUAUCGUCCCUAUCUCCUCGUGCCCUAGGCUUAUGUAUGUGAAAAAGCAAACAAUGCAAUUUUGUGGAAAUUGGAUUCUCAUCCGUGAGGCCCCAAGUGCUACUUCUCAGGGUAAAGGCAAGACAGCUUGAAAGGUGGAAGCUCUCUAUAGUGUCAGUGCGAGUGGAAUAGGUUCGAUCGAUAUUACUUCGGCGUCGGCGGGUACGGUAGUAUUGUUUGAUCCGUUGAGGAGGAUUUUCUUUUCGCUAACUCAAAAGUCUUUUUCUUCUAUCAAGCAAUGUCUCAGUUCCUUUGAUUGAACACGUGGAUGGAGUAGUUCACUCUGGUUUGAGAAAUAGUGUUAGGGCAUUUAAUUUAGUACCAGAACUUCAGAACUGGGGGAAGACCUUAUAUUAAUAUUAGUAGUAAGGACUAUCAACGCGAGUACAUGCACAUUAAUAACAUAGGUUAACAUUCAAUUCAAGAAAGUGAGAUGAGUUACUUUAUGUUGGAAAGGAGUAAAAGUAAGAGAAACAUGCAUACAUUAGUAAGAAAAAAAGGACAUCGAUAUAUGGGUAACAUAGGCCUCCUCCCGUUCAUUAGUCUUGGGUGGGAUGCUAGUGGGGGCUGAGCAUAAAGCCAGGCUCUUUGUCUUCACUUCCUAUCCGUUUUAUACUGUACGAGCCGAGCUUUACGUCCUACUAAUUUAGUCUUUUCCGAUCAGAUGCUAUUCCGACUUCCCAUUUUUCUACUUUUCUGUUGCUAUAUGCGUAAUUCAGGCUCUCUUUAUGCCCAUGCAUGCAUACACAAAGCAAAGAUGACUUGAAGAUGCCUUACCAAGAAACUGGAAUCUCUAAUCCCUCUUUGGAAUACUCAUACUUCCUUCUACAAGGAAGAAACUGAGCAGCAGAGAUUUUGGCAAUAGCAAAUCAAAUGUCAUUUAUCCUGCUAAGGUACUUUACUUUCCCUUGACUUUGAUUGACUUUCCUUUCCAAAGCUAUGAUCAAGGAAGCAGGCCAGGAAUGCUCUUAUGAGAAAUGGAGAAGCAGGAAUGGUAUUCCCAAGCAAAGAUAGAAAGAAGCCUUGCCUUCCCUUAGACCUGGAGACAUAUCCACCAAGAAACCAGAGAAAGCUAUGAAUGAAACUUCACUUAACUUAUAGUGCUUCGUACGCGUUCAUUACAUGAGAUCUGUUUGCCUGUAGUGUAGUACAUCCCUCCAGUAUUCGAAUGAGCUUGAUUUCUCGAAUUGGUACAAUGCUCUUCUUGUCUCUUCUUCUAAAGAGUGAGAGUGCUGGAGUGGCGUGUCUCUCUAGUAAGGUACAACUAUACCGGAGCUGAUAUCUCUUCCGCGGGUGAUUCUCCGGUAGAGAAGGCAGUGCUUAAUACCGGUAGUUCGACCUUUCCCAACGGAUGCGAUCCAGACCCUUUCUUGGAAAACCACGGCCUGUUGCUAAGAAGGAAAACGAGUCCUCUCCUGUUGCUCAAGCCCAAGAAGUAUCUGACCCUUGGGAGGCAAAGCACUAGAGAACAGAGAUCAUAGGGGAGGAGCUAUCCCCGAGCUCCGGACCAGAACCAGUUUCUCCAACCUGGCCUGCUUCCUUUCCUUUAGCCUUGCUUUUCUUCUGAUUCAGUCCAAAGAUAGAGACAAAAGAAAGGUAAUUAUUGAAUCGGACUUGGCUUCUUUUUCGGCAUGGGCAAAGGUUUGGCAAUUCCACCAUUAGCAAAGGUUUAAUCGGUUGACGGUAUCCUUGGGGAAAGGCACCUGCUUUUAGCAAUGGUUGUUAUUGGCAAAAGGAACACUUUACUCGGCUUGUAGAAAACUCUGGACUAGGCUGAAGCAAUUAGUCUCCCGUGUCAACUACUCAUUUCUGUUUAUCGAUUUUCUAUGCUUUCGUUCCUCUCUUCCCCGAAGAAAGUAUUCCUCGCCUCGCAUAGAAGUCAGUGAAUUGAUGCUCCAAUACGGAUAGAAGUUAGUUCUUCCUCAGGUAAGAGAUCUGAAUCAUGCCAAAAUGAUGGUGCAGUUCAUUCCAAUCCCAAUGCGUCUGUUCGCCUAGCCUACUACCCCUAGCCUUUAUCCUACUAUCCUCGUAACUAACUGUAGUUCAUCCAUCGAUAUCCAUUCCUCGGCAUCCGUUAAAGGGUACCUUUAUCCCGUUAAAAGGUUUCGGCUCGGCUUUAGGGUGGGUUUCUCUUUUAAACCAGCCUAAUCGAAUCCAGGAGUAAGGAAUAUACAAUUGGAUGCUUUCCCCCUCCAUACCGGGUAAUGAUUGGUAUGGCAAGGCUAUCCCCAUGAUCAGUUAUCCCAACCGAAUCAUCCCCUAGCGCGAUUCCUAUCCUAAGCAUUCGUUCCUACGAGCCAGAGCAGCAUCCUUUCCUUGAAUUGACGUAUAUGAGCGUUGUUAUCAGGUACGCCAAUAUGAGAUUUUCCGGACUGACUCUUUCCUUUGUUCAUAGAUCGAUCUAAUUACGUAUAUACAGGCUCCGCACCUAGAGGCUCACCUUCUUUCGCCAAUAAUAACGCUAGAGAACGUAGUGAGCGCUAGAGUAGAGAUAUUCCUUUUCAUCUGAGGUUUAUUCCUUCCUAUUCCUUUUACGAGCGCAAUACUAAUCGAAUCCAGUCCCAUGUCUCCGGUUCUGCUCCUAUCCCUCUAACAAAGGCAAAGGGGCACGGUACCAAUGCUAGGCUCUCCUUUUAACAAAGUUAGGAUCAUUCUCAUAUAUGGGCAAAAGUAGUAAACCCGAUUUCCCUUCGGAAAGUAGAUGAUGGAUUUUAAAAAGUUGAUCUCAUAUAGCGGGGAAAUCAAUGAAUAGCAUUUUCACUAAGCUUUGGAAAAGGAAGUGGGUCACCCAUUGCAAAAAAGUUAGGAACACAUAUAGGCGAAAGUACUACUUUUUAAUUCAACUAUAACUGAGCGGAACCUUCCUUUUGGGGCAAGGCACGGCAACAACGGAAAGGUUAACCAGGAUAAAACAAACCUAGUACUACGCCCUCCAAACAGAUCGUAUCCUCGGCUAUUUCAUUAGAAAUAUAAAAAGCAUAUUUCCCUGGCGUCAACCCCGGAGGGUGUAGAAACCAUUUCUUUUCCUUUGCUACUAGAUACGAUGCUUUUCGUGUAGGCUACGCUUUUCGCAAGUAUUGUUUAUUUGUUCCGAAUAGAGUAUGCCUUGGUUUAAGAGAGGAGGCAUCUGGAUAGCUAGGGAUAUUGACACGGAUAAGCUCUUAGGCAAAGCAAGGCAUCUGCCAACUUGUAUGCAUCACCCUGUGCUUUUGCACAUCAAUGGAAAAGAUAGGAACAGCGAAUCCUUGUAGGAGACGGGUUGGUUUACCGGUGCAGUUCAUAUGCUUCCUUGCGCUAGAAACCAAUACGCACGUACGAGGCCUACGAUUCUCUAGUUGUAUUGGCAAGGGAAAGAAGAUGCUAUGGGAAUGUUUGGAAUGAAAUAGCUUAGGAAAGGCAGGAUCUGCUGAUGAAAGUGGGCCGGAGCCAGAACUAGGAUAGGGAUCAGAUUGGGAGCAGGUUAGAUGCAACCGCCGGGAGGACAAUCCGACUUCGAAGUACGAGCAGGGAUAUUCGAUAAAAGGAAUUCCAAUCGGAAUAAAGGGUGAAUUCGAUUAGUUGAACAGGCAGCAGAUGAAGUGAUGGGAGCUAGCUCACUUCCUUCAAUGAACGGAUUUGCCUUGAUUUGAGAUUUCUAAUUGAAUCAAACUCUCGCCCUUUUGAGAUUGAGUUACUUCCUUGCCUGGGCUAGUCGUAAUCCCUUCUUCUGUACAAGAUGGUUAGAGCUAACCCCAGUACUACUCCUUUGGCUGCAGAGUACCACCUCUUCCUCAACUGGAUCUGGUAUUCUUCCUCGAACCAGUGCUUCCUCGGAGGAUGGUUCUACUUACUGUCCCCUCUACUUUAGGUUUGGAGUUCAGCUACACCUUUUGGCUUUGCAUGAAUGCCAUUUUCCUCUGUGUCUCUUUCCUGCGGGUGCUUGGUCUUUUGCUAAACUUGUUAUUUGGCUCUCUUCUUUGUCCCUAGUUCCUGUUUCAUGCCGAGUUUCUAUAACAGUACCUGCAUCCUGCCUUUUAGCUUAUCCGUGGACCAGUGCUCUUUCUUUCCGCUUUGAACGGACGCCUACAACUAGAUAAUUUGUCGGAUGACAAUACAAUACUACAAGCAGGAGGGGACACAAAUCCUUUAGAUUUCGCUAGUGCAACGCUCGUAUUGACCUUUAGCUCGUGGGAAUCAAUCGUAGUUUUGAUUUCAUAUCCUACGUAGUAUUUGCGUGGGCCUCGCUCGUAUGCAAGGAAUAGGUUUAGGAACAGGGCUAGCGAAGGAAGGGACCAAGGAAGGAAUUCGUAGCCCAGAACCUUAAGCAGGAGCUCAUAACUACUACGAAUGGAAAGAUUCCAGCUAUUGAAGCUUAAAAUAAAAGAACAGAAGAAAAAGAUAGAGAGGUUCAAGUUGAUGGAAUCCAAAUCUUAUGCUGAUUCCAGUGAUGAUGACAUAUUUGCACAUAUAUCAUAUUCCACUUGAUCGAUAUACCAAUUCCUGAAAAAAGAAGAAGAUAGUGUUGUGUUAACCAGUUGGAAUGUCAUGAAAGCACUUACUUCCGAGACAGCCUGUCCUCGGCUAUUUCAUUAUCAAAAGGAAGUAUUGGCAAGGCUGUAACAUUACAUGCAGGUCCUAGCCUACGUUCGUUGGUUCAGAUCUACUCCUAGCAGUGAGAGCCGGAUAUGAAUACUAAUUUGUAGGCUACUUCGCAAUGAACACCAGAGCUAUAUGUUUGUUUAUUCACCUAGUUCCUAUGUCCGCCUUUUCCGCGCCCGCUCUAUCUCUAGAUAUAUCUCUUUAUAAUCCAUCUCAGAUAAGUAAUGGUAGUCUUGAUCAUCCCUAUCAUCUUCCUCUUCCCAGCCGUCUACGCGAAAACCAAAGAGAAUCAGAGAGCCGAAGGACCUCAAACAAAUAGCUGGUUGCGUUAAAGAGGCGUGGAUACUUGCAGGAGAUUGGAACACGUAUGCCGAUCCGACCGAGGCAGUCCAGGCAAAUGCAUGAAGUUGAAAAACAGGAUCGACGAAUGUAAGCUUCUCGACACACCACCCAGCCUAUGAAAUCCCUACCUACCAUUCCAAGACCCAAGUCUGUAAUUCCUACUGCCGUGCUCCAUUCGGAAAACAGGCCUUAGAACGCUAGUUACUCGACUGUGCCUUCAAGGAAGGUCUGGAACCUGAGAGGUGAGUUCUGAGAAGCCAACCGCAUUCAUUGGUUUUGAAAAAGAAGAAAGAAAGUAAAAAAGGCUUAAUUACUAAAUAUGGCUAUCUUUAACUACACCACUUUUUCCAACGUUGCUUUCCCUAGGACUUCGUUAUUCGCAAUUAGGAAGGGUGUAGAUGUACGCAGCUUCUCCUCAUGUUGUUGGCCGGAGUAAGGAAGAAAGCGUAGUAGUACAAUGCUGAACAUUCCGGAGCAAUGGAAGUUUAUCUUGCCGCUGUGUAAAGUGUCGCAUUCCCCUAUUCUUCGUCCGAUGCCGAAGCAUCUCCCUCUUAUUAGGGUAGGACCCCUGAAGAAAUUUCCAGAGAUAUACGAGAAGGCGCGAAGCGUGGAUGGAGUUUGCUUAGGGGAAAAGCAGUCCAACUAUGGGCUCAUACUAGUUUGGCAUUAACAUGCUUGGUAUUGGCAUCCCCCUGAAAGAAGGCUAGGCUUAUUCACCUACCUCUUCUUGCUGGAACGUGAGCUAUUGCUUUGGUCAACAACCAACGCUUGGAAAGUAAUAGUUCUAAGAAAGAGCAAACUGCUAAGCCUGAGAAGAAGAAUCAUAAAAAAUCAUAGAAUGCUAACAACCAGCUUCUUCCAGCUUUGUACAUCAUUUAUUGUAUCGUUUAUGGGUGCUUGUACAUCAUAAUAUCCUCUUCAUAUCUUUCCUUUCUCGAGUGAGUGGUGGGAUGGAUGUCCUACCACGAACGGAAGCUGACAGAGCAAUAUCUAUUCAUAUGCUUCGUAAUCCUUGAUUUCCCAAAGAUAAGAUUCCUUGCCAAGCCAAGACUCUUGAGUGGGAUAUUUCAACUACUUUAAAGCGAGGAGGUGAAUGAGCAAGCAAAAGGUAGGCUAGGCGGUCUCGCCCAUCCCAUGAUUGGUGGACUUCCUGCUAUUUCAGAGUAAGCAUCAGCAUCUCUUCCAUCUUGUUCUGGGCCAAGCAAACCAACUAUUUAGUCCAGGCACUCGUAUUGAAAUGGAAAACAUGCUUCUUUCUGCUAUCGACCAAUCCGGAUCCGAGAAUGAUCUGCCCCAUCGUUAUUAGUAAAUGUGGGGUGUAGUGCUGGAACCUUUAGUUCUGUGGGCGUACAAAGCAUGUGGCUUGUUUGACUUGACCUAUGGGAUGGGGGUACCAAUCUUCGUUGCAUUCAGGAUUGACCUGAGGAAUGGGCCGGAGUAUCAGAAUAGAUGUGCUUCGUGCGACUCGUUUCGACUAGCAUGAAAUCCGGAAUAACAAGAAACCCUUGUGCAAGUCGAUGAUUGAUUGCUUGAGAAACAGAAGUAUGACAUCUCUUUUUUCUCGUAUUACAACAACUAGGCUAUUCGGAUUGCUUUGCAUGCUAUUCUUCGAGUCGAAGCUUGUCCCACCUAAGUGCCGUGCUUCAUUCUCUGCGGCAAACCUCAAAUCACUCAAAUAAAAAUCAUAAUAACCGAGGCCCGAGGCUAGUCUUCAUUCUCGUAUCCCGAGGCGGCUUUCUCUAUCUUUAACCCGAGGCUAGUCUUCCUGGGGAGGAGUUUCUUGCCCGGUUCCUAGCUUUGGCUGGCAGGUUGAAAGUUGCGUAUUCAUUCAAUAGAAGCAGAUCCCUAAUCUCGAUUAGUAACCUUUGUAGGUCAUUGUUCUGUCAGGGUUUCGAGGGAUAGGGGCUGGCCGACCACCGGAUCAAGAGAAGCAUUAAGGAGAAGCAACUUAGAUUGAAGCUUUUCAGGUCGAUGACUUUAUAUCAAAAUUUAAUAUAACUUUUUAUGUUCGUCACAUUAGUAGUGACUCACUCCCUUACCCAAGUAAAGUCAUGAAAUACUUCUCUUUACUAGAUCCUGGAUCCUGGCUACUCUACUUACUAGAGCUAGAGCUCUACUCACUUCAGUAAGAACCUUCCUUCCGGUUGUCACAUUUCUAGCUAGUGAUAAAGAUCUCUUUCGAGUUCGGAGCAGGGAGGAUAGCGAAGCGAUUCAUACAUAGCCUUUCAAGGUAGUGGAACUGGCAAGUGUCUGGAUUGGAUGGACUUCCAUGCUUUGGCGGAACACUUCACUUAAUGAGUGAUGCCCAUUAUACUACAAACCUUUUUGAGAGAGGACUUUGCCAACUAGGAAGUCUGCUAUCCCAACCAAUCGACCAGGAUCGAGUGCACGAAUCGCUUGACCUAGUAUGAUAUAAAGUGCCUCCUUCGAGUGCAUCUAUAGAGCAUCCUUUCUGCAUCCUGCAUCUGCUUCAGGAAUGGAUCAAACUAGGUUGUCGGCGGAAGUAGUGGUAGUGGCAAGGUAUCCAUGGUUUUCGGUGGAAGUAGAGUAUCCACUUAAUCGUCUCCUGUAUCAUUCCUUUAGCUUGCGGAGGCCAGGUUGUAAAAACCAAUUAAUUGCUUUAGCAAAGAGUCUGGCUCGACUUCUUACCUUGAAAUCUGGAAACUUCCAUCUAGAUCGUCGUGGCAACUCCACUUCCCCACUCUUUCCGCUUUGAAGCGUUUCUCUUAAAGACAAAUGGGUUCUCUUUCUGUCUUCGUAUCCAGAAGCUAGAGAUAGGUUCGGUAGUAGGGCAUGGUUAAGUCCGUGUCAGAAUGAAGUCAGGGUUUCCGGGUGCCUUGUUGGAAUCUUACUCGUAAAAACGAGUGCCUUGUUGGAAUCUUGCUCGUCAAACUAGUAAUAUAUCGUAUUUAAACGUAUGCGAGGAUUGCUUUCUUCUUUCGUUCUCAAACUGAUCGAAUCAAUGGCCAGGAUAGGAAUGUUCCCUGAGAAGAGGGCAGGGCAGAGAAGAAGGCCGAGUAGAAAUACCUCCGAUCUCGAUUCCUUUCAUGUUUUGGUGCCGCUAGCCAUCAUUCCUCG
Molecule: messenger RNA, 19014 nt
Organism: Zea mays
Lineage: Eukaryota; Viridiplantae; Streptophyta; Magnoliopsida; Poales; Poaceae
Exons: 2
Coding region: 22-1881 (619 amino acids)
Biological process (GO): ATP synthesis coupled electron transport
Cellular component (GO): membrane
Molecular function (GO): cytochrome-c oxidase activity; copper ion binding
Source: RefSeq, a predicted model, not a curated record